Messenger RNA from Chrysoperla carnea, 642 nucleotides. RefSeq lists its product as uncharacterized. The transcript is spliced from 4 exons. Lineage: Eukaryota; Metazoa; Arthropoda; Insecta; Neuroptera; Chrysopidae. Bases 1 to 642 code for a protein of 213 amino acids. The record is from RefSeq and is a predicted model, not a curated record.
AUGGGUGACUUUAAUGCAAAAGUCGGAAAAGGUGAAGAUAGACCUGCGAUCGGACCAUAUGGACUUGAUGAAUCGCGUGAAGCUUUGCUAGAGGAAAAUACCACUAACUCUCCAUAUCUACCAGUAUUGUUAGAAGAAUUUGAAAAAGCAGUUGAAGAACUUGGAAUACGUAAAGCCUGUGGAGAAGGUGGAGUGUUUGCUGAAUAUUUAAAGUGUUUGGAUUCAAAUAGCAUGCGUGAACUUCAAAAUUUAUGUCAAGUUACAACUGGGUGUGGAAACACUGAGGAUAUCAGAAUUGAAAAAGGUGUACGCCAGGGAUGUGUUCUUUCUCCGAUAUUUUUCAAUGUUUAUGCCGAGCACAUCAUCAACGAGGCUAUAGAAAAUUUAGAUAUUGGUGUAAAAUUUAACGGUGUUCGAGUGAAUAAUCUGAGAUACGCAGACGACACAGUAUUAUUGAGUUCUAGUGAAGGAGAAUUGCAAACUCUCAUUUCCAAGGUGGCUGUAGUUAGCAAACAGUAUGGCUUAAAACUAAAUGUUAAUAAAAAAAUAUCGUGUAUGGCUGGACUUCAAGAGGAAGAAAACGAACAACAUGGCUCUCUACAAUCAAAAGAUUCACAAAUAUCAACAGCAUUUAUGAAUUAA